Messenger RNA from Drosophila hydei, 1287 nucleotides. RefSeq names its product 17-beta-hydroxysteroid dehydrogenase 13 (gene Ldsdh1). The transcript has 4 exons. The record is from RefSeq and is a predicted model, not a curated record. The coding region runs from base 117 to 1091 and encodes 324 amino acids. Gene Ontology annotation, molecular function: oxidoreductase activity, acting on the CH-OH group of donors, NAD or NADP as acceptor. NCBI's taxonomy places the organism in Eukaryota, Metazoa, Arthropoda, Insecta, Diptera, Drosophilidae. Gene Ontology annotation, cellular component: lipid droplet.
GUGGGAAUUCAGUUCGAAUUCGUUAACAGGCGCUAACGGUUUGGGUGCCCGAAACGAAAUAAAAAACCAAACACACCAGAGAUCCUUGAGCAACAACAACAAGAACAGCAGCAACAAUGUCCAUACAAAGCAACAACAACAGCCGCAAUGGUGCCGGAAGCACUGUUGGCCAGAACAACGAUAUAUAUAAUAUAGUGCUGUUGAUCGUGGACAUUGUGAUCUUGGUGUUUAAAUUCUGGCUGACCAUUAUCGAGGAGACCGUCAAGCUGUUCACCACACGGCCACAGGCGAAUGUGUCUGGACAGUUUGUGCUGAUCACUGGUGCCGGUCAUGGCAUGGGCAAGGAGAUGGCAUUGCAAUAUGCUGGCAUUGGCGCCAAGGUCAUCUGCUGGGAUAUUAAUGACCAGACCAAUUCACAGACAGUCAAGGAAAUCAAACAGGCUGGCGGCACAGCCUAUGGCUAUGUAUGUAAUGUGGUCAAGCGUGAGGAUAUUAUGGAGCUAGCUAGCAGGAUACGCAAAGAGCAUGGAUUUGUUAGCGUUGUGGUCAACAAUGCUGGUAUUAUGCCCUGCCAUCCGCUGCUCGAACAUACGGAACAGGAGACGCGCCUCAUGUACGACAUCAAUGUGCUCGCCCACUAUUGGAUCAUCCAAGCUUUCCUGCCCGAUAUGAUUGAGCGCAAUGAGGGCAGCAUUGUGGCACUAUCCUCCUGCGCCGGCCUCUUUGGCCUGGCCAAUUUGGUGCCCUAUUGCGGCACAAAGUUCGCCGUACGCGGCUACAUGGCAGCCCUCGCCGAGGAGCUGCGACAGAAGAAUCCCCAGACAAACAUCAAACUAACCACCAUCUAUCCGUAUAUGAUCGAUACGGGUCUGUGCAAGAAUCCGCGCUAUCGUUUCCCCAAUGCGAUGAAGCUAAUUUCGCCCAAGGAUGCGGCUGCAUCCAUUAUCGAGGCUCAGCGCCAGGGUCUGGAGGAGGCGGCAAUACCUCGUCAUUUCGUGGCUGUAGAGAAGCUGGGUCGCUUGAUACCCAGAAAGGCAAUGCGAUUGGUCAACGAUUUCCUAGACACGGGUGUCGAUACCGACAAGAUGUAAGCCAUAAAUCGAAAAGAGAAACUAAGCUAGAACUCGGAACUUCCAAUGAUAGUUUUAAGUCUCAACAGCUUUAUCGAUAUUCCUUCUUUACCUUUUUUUAAUUUUUUUUUUCAACUUUCUCUGUGGAUUUAAUGUAUAUCUUUAUAUGUAUCUACUUAUCUGUACAAGAUGUGAAUUUAGCGAGCUUAAAGGUUGU